Jaculus jaculus (lesser Egyptian jerboa) is the source of this 2388-nucleotide messenger RNA. RefSeq names its product 5-hydroxytryptamine receptor 1B (gene Htr1b). The record is from RefSeq and is a predicted model, not a curated record. The coding region runs from base 514 to 1704 and encodes 396 amino acids. Gene Ontology annotation, cellular component: plasma membrane. Gene Ontology annotation, molecular function: G protein-coupled serotonin receptor activity. Lineage: Eukaryota; Metazoa; Chordata; Mammalia; Rodentia; Dipodidae. Gene Ontology annotation, biological process: vasoconstriction; bone remodeling; regulation of behavior. The transcript is spliced from 2 exons.
AUGAAGGAGGGGUAGUAGGCGGAAGACCAGACUGGGAUGCCAAGACUAAGUCUUUCACUGUGAUUAAGGGCGUGGGUCGACUGGCAGAACUCAAAGAAAGCCUCAAAGCCCGCAGAGACAAGAACAGGACGUCCUCAUCCACACUAUCCACCAGAAAGGCGACUGUUGGGUGUCAGGGUCCACAGAGGGGACAAGGGAGCCAGAGGGGAGCUGCACUGGAUGAGCCAGGUCUUCAGCCACCCAAAGGCUAGGACAGUGUAAGCAGAGGAGCAAGCGGACUCCCGGGCAGCGCCAGACGCGCAAGUGCAGGGGAGACGCGCCUGCACGCUGGUCCGCCGCCUGUGACCUCUACUUUCACCUGGGAAGCUGGGCGGAGGAGUUACGGGGGAGCCCACGGAACUGACUAGCAAAGCGAGAUAAGUCUGUGGUCUCCAUGAUCCUUCCGCCCUCUGUUCUCUUCCUGGUCCAUUUCAUGCUCCACAGCUGCACUCCAGAGGUGGGGCGAGGAAAGCCAUGGAGGAGCCUAGUGCUCAGUGCGCCUCACCGCCGCCAGUGGGCUCCCAGACAGGGGCUCCCCCAGACAACCUCUCGGCGGCGUCGCCCUCCCUCAACUGUAGCGUCCAGGGCUACAUUUACCAGGACUCCAUCGCCCUGCCCUGGAAAGUCCUGCUGGUUGCGCUGCUGGCGCUCAUCACCUUGGCCACUACGCUCUCCAACGCUUUUGUGAUCGCUACGGUGCAUCGCACGCGGAAGCUGCACACCCCGGCUAACUAUCUGAUCGCUUCCCUGGCAGUCACUGACCUGCUCGUGUCCAUCCUGGUGAUGCCCAUCAGCACCAUGUACACUGUCACUGGACGCUGGACUUUGGGCCAGGUGGUCUGCGACUUCUGGCUGUCGUCGGACAUCACCUGUUGCACUGCCUCUAUCAUGCAUCUGUGUGUCAUCGCUCUGGACCGGUACUGGGCCAUCACGGAUGCAGUGGAGUAUUCUGCUAAAAGGACUCCAAAGAGGGCGGCGGUCAUGAUCGCGCUGGUGUGGGUCUUCUCCAUCUCUAUCUCGCUGCCGCCCUUUUUCUGGCGUCAAGACAAAGCGGAGAUGGGCUGUUUCGUGAACACGGAUCACGUCCUCUACACGGUCUACUCCACGGUGGGGGCUUUCUACCUGCCCACCCUGCUCCUCAUCGCCCUCUAUGGCCGCAUCUACGUGGAAGCGCGCUCGCGAAUUUUGAAACAGACACCCAGCAGGACCGGCAAGCGCUUGACGCGAGCCCAGCUGAUAACCGACUCCCCAGGAUCUACCUCCUCGGUCACCUCCAUUAACUCUCGGGCUCCCGACGUGUCCAGCGAGUCCGGGUCGCCUGUGUACAUGAACCAAGUCAAAGUGCGAGUCUCGGACGCCCUCCUAGAAAAAAAGAAACUGAUGGCCGCUAGGGAGCGCAAAGCCACCAAGACCCUGGGGAUCAUUUUGGGAGCAUUUAUUGUGUGCUGGCUGCCCUUCUUCAUCAUCUCCCUGGUGAUGCCCAUCUGCAAGGCCUGCUGGUUCCACAUGGCCAUCUUUGACUUCUUCAACUGGCUAGGUUAUCUCAACUCCCUCAUAAACCCCAUCAUCUACACCAUGUCCAAUGAGGACUUCAAGCAAGCAUUUCAUAAACUGACUCACUUUCAGUGCACAGGCGGACUUGCCAAGUGCAGUGGGGUCGCCUAAGUGACCUCUGGGGACCAAGUUGGGUAUUUCCACAGGUAGGUCGAAUCUUCUUUCCCUGUUACUGGGUGGAAGCAAAGCGCUCGCGCUCUCUCGCUCUCUCUCUCUCUUUCUCUCUCCCCCCCCCCCCCCCCCCCCCCGUCUCUCCUGGGAAAGGCCAAUGGAUUCUGAGAAGCCAGGAAGCUCUGGGAGAGAGCUGAAGGAAGGAGAACUGCCUAAACUAAUGUAAAGCUGAGGAGAAGGUUGGCUUACUCUCCUCAAACCUGGGCUCAGCGCAUAUCCUGCAGCAGCCAAUCAAUCGCACAGGGGUGUGACUUUUUAGCGCUAAGGAAGGAUGGGCACCCUACCCCUUCUGGUGUCACGGAUGAUGCCCUCUAAGCCAGCUGCACUUGUAGUUGUUGUAUGAAGCCUGUCAGAGACAGAUCUGCGCACAGCCUGGCAGUACUUGAACUAAAUUCUUAAUACCCUGUGAUUUGGGAAGAACUUUAUGUUACAGCUUAAUUUGAGAACAUUUGCUUUGGCAUACUUCAGUCUUCAGUUGUUAUUGGUUUAAAUUUGGUUGGAGAAUCGUGUGGACCUGGUGCUUCAAACCCUAAUUGUGGCAUGAAUGACACAGAGACAUAGGGAAGAGUUAACAGCAAAAUUCUCAUGCUAAGAUUUCUAUUUUUAUUACAACUGAAACCAUAU